AUGCGAUGCUACGUGGAAGCUCUGGAGACACGGAUCAGAGACCUCGAGCGGACUGAGGAGGAAAGCAGUUUGCAUAGGCCACUUUCAAGUGUUGAAGUAUCAGCGGCAAACCAAUUACCACUCGCAGGAAGGACUCAGCAAGCAACAAUCGAGAAUGACAGUAUCUCCUCUCCACCAGCGGAUCGUUCGAAUUCAGGCAGGGAACCUGGCGAUGACGAUGAGGACGGGACGGCUGUGUCCGGGGUUGAUGCCAUGGGCACGAGUUCAACCUAUCUUCUUUAUGGAGACAAACCGGAGCAACCGGGCCCCAACUAUUUUGGCCCUUCUAGCACAGUCAGUUUUCUGUCUCUUGUCCGCCAAGUUAUAUCUCGGACAGGGAGUCCUUUGUUAUCGAAGGGCAUGUCACCUGAAUCAACAGCCCACGAAGAGAGCUCAAAAUCGAAAGGAAACUCGCAACGUCUGCAUCAUGUUACGAGCAGGUACCGAGUGACAGCAUUCCAUGUUCCUCCGCGACGAGAAGCAGAUGUGUUGAUGGCGAACUAUUGGACUUGGGUUCAUACCAUGUACCCCAUCCUUCAUAAACCGACCUUCGACACCAGAUAUCAGGCACUAUGGCAAGUGUCUGAGCAGUCUCAAACCACGCUUGAAGAUAUUCUCUUUCACUGCAGGCUCAACGUAGUGUUUGCCCUAGCAGCACAUUUUCGAUCCGAGAUCGCUCCUCUUGAUAGGAGGAGCAUGAGCGAAACAUUCUUUUCGCGCUCAGAGCACUUAUUGCCCAUGGAAUUGCUCGAUUUUGCCAAUCUCGAAAUGGUGCAGAGCCUUGUACUCAUGGCACAAUAUUUGCAAAGCACAGACAAGCCGAACUAUUGCUGGAGCAUUGUUGGACUGGCCAUCCGAAUGGCUCAAGCUAUUGGCCUGCAUCUUGAUUCUCCAGAACGAGUUGUUGCCGGGAAGAAGUACGAUCAAGUCGACGUUGAGGUGAGAAAGCGCGUCUGGUCAAGCUGCAUCCUGUUGGAUAGAGUUCUAGCAAUGACAUAUGGAAGACCACUCAUGAUGCUUUCACAAGUUUCCCAACGAAGUCUACAUCUCCCUUCACCAAUUGAUGAUGAGUAUCUUACGAACUAUCCCGAAGCACCAGGCAAGCAGCCAGAUGGGAAACCCAGCAUGAUGGCCUGUUAUUCGCAGACUCUUAUGCUGCAAGAGAUUCUUGGCGAAAUACUGUCGUCCUUUUAUCAAAAUGAUCAGACAAUUCCUCUAUCAGGCCCCUCCCCCAGGAAUCCUUCUGCCGAGGUAAGUAAUUCGACAUUGGUCAGCAGACUCAAGAACGGCGAUUUCCAAGACUUGUUUCGACUCGAGGGGAGGCUGAGCUGUUGGUAUGAUGGUUUGCCAUCGUUCCUCAAGGUUCAUCAGACUGCUUCGAACGUGCACUUUGUUCUGCAGAAUGCUGCCACUGCGGUGCCAACAGAAAUCAUUUUAACCAGGCAGGCGAACGCACUACGCACUCGAUGGCUCCAUGUCCGCCUCUUUCUCUUCCGUCCCGCGUUACUCGCAGUUCUAGACCAGGACCAGAGUCCGCUCACAGCGGGCUCCAGCGUAGAAGGAGGGCCUGGCACCUCACUUUUGCACCGAAAGAUGCUGAGUACCCUGGCCGACCUGUGUAUCCAAGCCGCUGAAGAGUCGAUCAAUCUUAUAUACAGUAACUCACUUACAGAAUUAUCUGCAUUGUCUGCGUGGUGGUACAACGUGUUCUAUCUCCACAACUGUGCAAUCGUAAUCCUCAUUGCCCUACAGUGUCCUUGUCUACGCGAAUUGAGGCAAGAAUCAGAUCUCCAGCAGACCUGGCGAAAGUGUUUGCAGGGCCUGGAAGGAUAUAAGAAAUACAGUGAUAUCGCAAAGCGAUCACACCGCGUCCUGCAAAUGAUUGACAGGCAAAUCGUCGGACAAGAGUUCGAUCGACAGCAUCCAUCUGUCGGAAUAAUUCGAUCACUUGCCGCAUCUCCUGGAGGUGGAAAUGGGAUAGAGUCGCUUGCUGGGGCCAUGCCGACGAACUCAGCGGAAGAAUCACUUACAGCCUAUGGAUGGCCCUCUGAUAUGCAAACCGACGCAUCUUUGUUCUUCCCAGAUGGAGACUUCUGGAUGGGCGACUCUGGUGACGUCUCUUGGUUGUCUACUAUGCCUUUUGUGACGGGAAUGUCCUGA
Molecule: messenger RNA, 2199 nt
Organism: Exophiala bonariae
Lineage: Eukaryota; Fungi; Ascomycota; Eurotiomycetes; Chaetothyriales; Herpotrichiellaceae
Exons: 6
Coding region: 1-2199 (732 amino acids)
Biological process (GO): positive regulation of transcription from RNA polymerase II promoter by galactose; DNA-templated transcription
Cellular component (GO): nucleus
Molecular function (GO): RNA polymerase II cis-regulatory region sequence-specific DNA binding; DNA-binding transcription factor activity, RNA polymerase II-specific; zinc ion binding
Source: RefSeq, a predicted model, not a curated record